Molecule: messenger RNA, 1201 nt
Organism: Psammomys obesus (fat sand rat)
Lineage: Eukaryota; Metazoa; Chordata; Mammalia; Rodentia; Muridae
Gene: Kif25
Product: kinesin family member 25
Exons: 9
Coding region: 130-1134 (334 amino acids)
Biological process (GO): microtubule-based movement
Cellular component (GO): kinesin complex; microtubule
Molecular function (GO): microtubule motor activity; ATP hydrolysis activity; ATP binding
Source: RefSeq, a predicted model, not a curated record
AAACAUUCGAGUCCACUGUCGAAUUCGUCCCCCUUUGUCCUUUGAUAGAGAGUUGGAUCGUUCAUCUCCGCAGAGCUGGAAACAGUCCUAGUGAGGUGGGCUCUUCCUGGCCGCCCGCCGGCUGACAAGAUGUACAAUUUUGAAAGAGUGUACGGCCCAGCAGAGUCUCAGGCAGUGGUAUUUGAAGAUGUGCGGCCCCUCCUCAUAUCUCUCUUGGAUGGGUACAACGUAUGCAUUAUGGCAUAUGGACAGACUGGAAGUGGGAAAAGCUACACCAUGUUGGGUCCUCGCUCUGAAGAGAGGUCUGGGAUGCCUUCAGGUGCUGAUGAAGACUCGGGGAUCAUACCCAGAGCAGCCGAGGAACUCUUCAGGCUCAUUUCAGAAAACCCUUCAAGAAGCCCAAAGGUUGAUGUCUCCAUAGUAGAAAUUUACAACAACAACAUCUUUGACCUUCUGGCCAAAGACAGUUCUGCAGUGAUGUCUGGGGUUAAGUGCCAGGCGGUGACAACCCAGGAGGGACGUUCAGAGGCAGCCAAGCUGACCUGCAGGGCUGUCAUGAGUGCCGUGGAGUUUGUGGGGCUCAUCCACAGAGCUGUGCAUCUCAGAGUGCAGCACCCCACCCUGGUGCACAAGAACUCUUCCAGAUCUCACUUAGUUGUCACGGCAACUCUGACCACAGCUUCCUUGGGCAGCACUGCCCUACAGUCCAGCCAGUCCUCCGCUCCAGUGGAUUCUGCAGACCGUGCUGGCCAGCUGCUGGCCAGGCUGCAGCUUGUGGACUUGGCCGGCAGUGAGUGUGCAGCUGUGUCUGGGGUGACUGGCGUGGCACUGAAGGAGGCCUCCUUCAUCAACCGGAGUCUGGCUGCCCUCGCAGAUGUCCUCGGAGCUUUGUCAGAGCACUGUGACCACAUCCCGUAUCGGAACAGCAAACUCACUCACCUGCUUCAGGACUCAAUUGGUGGUGAUGCAAAGUUACUGAUGAUUCUGUGUGUAUCCCCUGGGCAGAAGCACAUGGCAGAGACUCUACGAGGCCUAAAAUUUGGGGCCCGAGCUCGGCAGGUUGAGCGAAGACCAUCCAGAAGGAGACCACCCAGCUCCCAGAUGCGGAAGCCAGGGAUGGGCCUGGCAUGGUAACUGGCUCUUCCCUGAGAUUUGCUUCUUGUCAUUGCUUUGGGGUGUGAGUGCUUCAGAAAUAAACAGG